Podospora pseudopauciseta is the source of this 414-nucleotide messenger RNA. RefSeq lists its product as uncharacterized. The transcript has a single exon. The coding region runs from base 1 to 414 and encodes 137 amino acids. NCBI's taxonomy places the organism in Eukaryota, Fungi, Ascomycota, Sordariomycetes, Sordariales, Podosporaceae. The record is from RefSeq and is a predicted model, not a curated record.
AUGAGCGAUCUGCCGUCUCCCCGACGAAUUGCAGUGUCGACUUUUCGGUCGACGGCGAGGUUACCAUUUUGGACGCCUCGUACGAGGACCCGAGCGAGACUGGUGUUGCACAGCAGUCCGGACAUCUCAGCAAUCCUGAGACCCCGAAGCGUCCUGAGACCCCUAAGCUGCCCGAGAAAUCGAGCGAUAUCCAGAACCUCAAGCACCCUGAGGCCUCUACACCUACUACUAUUCCCAGCCGCCUUGAGAAACCCGUCGACCUUGAAAACUCGAAGCCCCCAGAGCCCACUGCGCUCCCUGACAUUCAUCCGCCCCCCGAGCCUACUACAACCCUCAAGCCUACCACACCCCCUCAGGGUUCCGGACUUCAACUUACCAGAUGAGUUGGCAAAUAAGCCCAACUUCGACGAAUAG